AUGGGGCUGGUCUGCCUUCUGCUUAUCUUGAAUGUUUCAGCUAUGAGUGAUGAUGUGAACACCCAACUCCUCACAGCUGCCAGAGCACACCAAUUAAGCGUCACCGUCAGCCCCUUGCCCCGUCCGGCGGCCACCGCCCCUCCUCCCGCCACCUCCCCACCUGGGGGCGAGGCCGGCACCUGCGGCGGGAACCCGCCCCAGCCCGGCCGCACCGCCCCCGCCCUGGCAGGAAAUCGCCCCGACUCGGCGGGAGAGGCCACAGCGGAGCCGCAGCCACCCUCGGUCCCGCAGUCUGACUCGGCGCCGCCGUCGCAGCCCGCUCCGGGGCGGCGGGGCAGGGCUGAGGACAGGGUAGGGAGCGCUUGGCCGCCUCUCGGGACCGCCGCCACGCGGGGGCUACCACUGCGAGCAGGCAAGUAG
Calypte anna (Anna's hummingbird) is the source of this 420-nucleotide messenger RNA. Its product is annotated as formin-like protein 18. The transcript has 2 exons. Lineage: Eukaryota; Metazoa; Chordata; Aves; Apodiformes; Trochilidae. The record is from RefSeq and is a predicted model, not a curated record. The coding region runs from base 1 to 420 and encodes 139 amino acids.